Molecule: messenger RNA, 4451 nt
Organism: Lemur catta (Ring-tailed lemur)
Lineage: Eukaryota; Metazoa; Chordata; Mammalia; Primates; Lemuridae
Gene: SPN
Product: sialophorin
Exons: 5
Coding region: 1-1824 (607 amino acids)
Biological process (GO): defense response to bacterium; type II interferon production; cell surface receptor signaling pathway
Cellular component (GO): external side of plasma membrane
Molecular function (GO): transmembrane signaling receptor activity; heat shock protein binding
Source: RefSeq, a predicted model, not a curated record
AUGGCUAAUGUGCGCUUCGGCACUAGGCUAAGUUUUCGAUCCGUUAGUCCUCGUGAUGAUACGAGGGGGCACUACUGUCAUGCAGGAGUGGCCAGAGGGAAGGCCGAGGCCUGGAGGGUCACUUGGGCCAGCGGCUAUUUGCCAAGAGGUGCGGAACGAUUUCAGCACUUGAACAACCGGGCCCGCUGUGCUAUUAGAACUCCAGGCAACAGACUCAAACAUCCAGAUGACAACGGUGCCCUAGUAGAUGGCAGAGCAGUGACUGGGAAGGGACCUGGGCCCCUGAAUGAUCAGCUGCAGGAGCAGGGUGGGUGGGGCAGGAUGCAGGGUGGGGUGGGUGGAGCCAGGGCCCCACUUCCUUUCCCCCUGGGGCCCUGUCUGCCCCAGUCCUGCCCCAGCCUCAGGAGGAGUUGGAGUGGCCUGGCCCCAGACCUGUGCCCUAAUCAACUGAGCCGGUCCCAACUCUGCGUGUGCCUUGCUCUGGAGAUGGCCCUGCUUCUGCUCUUCUGGGCCCUGGUGGUGAGCCCAGAGGCUCUGGGCAACCAGACAACUUUGCAGCCGUCCAGCCCUGGAGGGUCCUCUUUGGUCUCACGUAACUCUGAGGCCCUGAACCUCAACUCAGUGAUGUCCAUCAGCUCGGUAACAAAGGACCCCAAGGAUGACGGCACUGGGGACCAGGUUUCAAGCCCACCUCGAACUCCCACUGCCAGUGAGGUGUCCCCUCUUGGGACUUCCACUGGUGCUAGCACUGACCCCCCUGUGUCUGAGCCAACAGUCUCCCAGGAAGUUUCCCCCGAGAAGUCAUCAAUGCUCUUAGAAACCUCAAAUGCAACCAGUGACCCUGCUGUUCCCACAGCAAUAUCCCACAAUGUGACCAGUGGAAUCAUGACAGCUAGCUCUCUGGAGACCUCCAAUGGGGCCAGCGGACCCCCUGUCACCACGGCCACUAGCUCUCUGGAGACCUCCAGUGGGGCCAUUGGACCCCCUGUCACCAUGGCAACUAGCUCUUUGGAGACCUCCAAUGGGGCCAGCGGACCCCCUGUCACCAUGGCAACUAGCUCUCUGGAGACCUCCAGUGAGGCCAGUGGACCCCCUGUCACCACGGCCACUAGCUCUCUGGAGACCUCCAAUGGGGCCAGUGGACCCCCUGUCACCAUGGCAACUAGCUCUCUGGAGACCUCCAAUGGGGCCAGCGGACCCCCUGUCACCAUGGCAACUAGCUCUCUGGAGACCUCCAGUGAGGCCAGUGGACCCCCUGUCACCACGGCCACUGGUUCUCUGGAGACCUCCAAUGGGGCCGGCGACUCCUCCAUCUCCAGUGUAAAAAUAUCCACGGUGAUUACUCCUGUCGUCAUGCCCUCCCCAAAUCCACACGGGGGGUCGAAGGGCGUGCUGCUUGUGCCUGUGCUCAUGGCCCUGCUGGUGGCCGUGGCCUUCAUAGCUCUGCUCCUGCUGUGGCGCCACCGGCAGAAGCGGCGCACAGGGGCCCUGAAGCUAAGCGCGGGCAGAAAGCGCAAUGGGGCGGUGGAUGCCUGGGCUGGGCCAGCCCGGGUCCCCGAGGAGGGAGCCGCGACAGCGACAGCGGGAGGGCCUGGGGAGGACAAGGGCCCCGGGGUCCCCAACGGGGAGGAGUCCGGCCCGCGGCCCACGCUCACCACUUUCUUCGGCAGGCGGAAGUCUCGCCAGGGCUCCUUGGCCCUGGAGGAGCUGAAGCCGGAGUCAGGGCCCCGCCUGGGAGCGGAGGAAGAGCCGCUGGUGGGCAGUGCGGCCGGGGCCGGGGAGGACCGCACUUCCGAUGGGCCCGAGGCGCGGCGGUGCUCGUGAGGGGCAGGAGCCGAGGGCCGCCCCCCGCCCGCGUCCUCCCGGCGGCUCCUCGGCUCCUGCCUCCGCGCCCGCCUCGCCCGCCUCGCCCUCGCCGCACCGCCGGCCGCCUGCGGACCGAGGCGGGAACCGCCCGGGCAGCCGCUACCUCUCCCCAUCACCUCCUCUCCACCUCUCUAAUCCUUGCAGCCAGCUGCCGGGACCCCAUAAUGCCAGACUCACUUGACCUGUGACUUCUCGGGGGAUCCCCAGGGGUAUCAGAGUCUGGAAAGAAGGAGAAAUGACAACCCAGCCAACUCCCACCCACGAUUAGCUUUCUGAAGCGCUUUUGCUCGGCCGGCCCCGUAGUGAGAAGGGCUGACCCCUGGGGCAGCCCAGAACCUCCCCUGGCUCAGGGCCGCGGGCCCAGCCCGGAGCACCAGCUGGGGGGGCCCUCAGCAAGCGCUCAGGUGGGCCUGUGGCCUUUCCCAGAGCACCUGGGCUCUAGGCUGGCCCAGGCUCAAGCCUCCACACUCUCCCCACCUAUGGCCUGAGGCAGCCAGAGGCUUCGCUAUUUCUCCUCCCAGGGGCGAAGGUGAGAAGAGUUUCUGGCCACCUGUAGUUCUGAGUCCCUCCACCGUCCACGGUGCAGUUUGUGGGUAAGAAGUGAGGAUUUGACGAUGUUUGUGAAGGGCAGUAGUGAGAACACACGGUGUGAGCGAGGGGCAGGAAGCGGUGCAGGGACUGUGGAGAUGCCAGCCUGAGGGUGGGGGACACAGGACUCCUGAGAACAUACGUGUCCUCCUCUUUGCUCAGAUGGGGCAGACACAACAGAAAAUUCACCUCUGUCUGCAGCCCAGUAAAGAAUGCCCGUCCUGAUAGAAAGACACGUGUGACCCAAGUCCCAGGUCUUCAGUUCAGCCACUGUACCCCUUCGUCACAGUCUGCCUCCCUCCAGGACAUGCCGUGCGCCCAUCACACACGCGCGUGCGGAGAGGAGUCUGCCCAGUAGUGGGAACUGGUGCUGCAAAACCCCUGGUCUCACUGACGCUUUCGCCCUGUUGUGUUUAGUCUUCGUGUGGGGGCUGAGCACCCUCCCUUCUCCAGGGAAAUCAGUGACAGUGAGUUCAACAAGAGGAGACAGCCGGGAGCAGAGACUUCCCCAGUGGGUCUGGGGUGGAGAGCAGCCUAGGCUGCUGCCCAAGGAAGCACAGGGCUGAUGUUUCCCCAGGGCAAAGAGGAAAUUUGCAAAGAGGAAGUUGUUGAGUCAGAGGGUGCAGUGGCUGAGAGCUGACAGACUGACCUACAAAAAGAGACAUGGGACCCACGUGUGUCUGACUGCCUUGUGGCCUGGGUGGGAGAUGGGCAAGGGCCAGGUGGGUCAGUUUGUGAAGUAGGGGAGGGGAGGGGAGAGAAGGGCAGAAAGUGGCCUGCUCUGGGGGGAAGGGCUGAGCCAGAUGGAACCCAGCCUCCCCCCACCACCACCACGAGGCUGAGCACCCAUGGGGCUGUGUCUAGGCACCUUUUGCUACUUCUCACAAAGUGCUGUUUGGACUAACUGUAGCCAGGGAACGACAGAAGUGAGUUGCAAAAGUCUGUUAGAGAUUCUGCAACUGUUGUCUUGGAUUUGUCAUACCAAGUGCCCCAAUUUCAAGUUUAGAAAACACUGCCACUGAACUCCAAGGUCAUCAGCUCCACCUCUCGAUGGAUAGAUGCAGUCAUUUCUGAACCAUGACUGGUUUCCAGGGCAAAUCCCGAAGGCAAUGGGGUAGAGGUGGUAAGGCACCCAACAGAGCUUCCAGAGUCCAGAAAGUAUCAAAAUAUCUUGUAAGUGUUAAAAUAGAGGCACAAACAGAAUUUUAUGAGUGCACCGAAGGAAGAGAGUGAAAUGCUGCCCCUGGACAAAGGUCGGAGGCUUAACCUGAGUUUGUCAUUUGUCCUGGUCCUUUGUCACAUCCACUGCUUUACUCCUGGGGGCUGUCACGCCUGGCCUGCCGCAGGUCCUCAGUGAAUAUGCAUCUGAGUGAGUGAAUGAAUGAAUGAGAGGACCCUUCAGAGAUCUGAAGGCUCGAGAAAGGGAAGGGCACUCUUGGCAGUGGGGAGGGCAGGUGCAAAAACCUGAAAAGCAAAGCAGAGCGGUUCAAUGUGGAAUCUUUUUUGGGCAAAUGUGGAAUAGAUGCUUUUCCAUUCUCUAAAGGGAAAAUCAAAGCAAAGGAAGCUACGUAGAUAUCGUAAGACCAAAAACAAAGGAGACAGAGAGAGAAACAAUAAGGAAAUAUAACAUAUGAAGAUAGGACCAAAUAUAUCAGUUAGGAAAAUAAUUAUAAAAGGCUUUUUGUACUUACCAUCACUAAAAAUCAUAUUUUCAAAAACUGUGUAAUGACUUUCGAAAAUGCCAACAAUAUAAUGUUAAGCGGGGGAAAAAGUAAGUUACUAAUCUGUAAAUACAUAUGAUUCUAGUUUUGCAACAAAAAUUCAAAAACAUAUAUAACAGAGAAAAAAAAGGAAUCACCCCAAAUUUGCUGUGGUUAUUAUCUCUAAGUUGGUGGGUUUAUAUGUGGUUUUUAUUUUGUUUAUACUUUCCUGUAUUUUCCAAAUUUUAUACAAUAAAUAUCUACUACUUUUACAGUUUGAAAAAAUAUUGGUAAAAA